CGUGAUCUACAUCAGCCUUCUGUGCUCCCUGUCGCACGCUUUUUCAGCGGACCCCUGCAACCAGAGAUGUCUAACGGCACUUUUCAUCACUACUUUGUACCGGAUGGGGACUACGAAGAAAACGAUGACCCUGAAAAAUGUCAGAUGCUUUUUCAAGUGUCGGACGACCGACGUUGCGGGAUUGAAGCCGACGUGGAAACGUAUCUCAAAGAGGAGAUGAUCACCAUCAAAAGACAAGUGGAAGACGCGGCGCGAGUCUUGGAAGGGGUUGGGAAAAACAUUGCCUAUGAUCUGGAUGGGGAAGACAGUUAUGGGAACUACCUUCGCAGGGAAGCAACGCAGAUCGGAGAAGCUUUCUCGCAUUCAGACCGCUCUCUGGUCGAGCUGGAGAUGAAAUUUCGACAGAGUCAAGAAAACGAGGUGAGGGAAGUGAACAAGAUUAACGAUGAAGUGGUGCACAUGCUCUAUCACACCAGAGAGAUUUUAAGGGAGACACUAGAGAUCUCGUCUGGGUUAAAAGAUAAACACGAACUUCUCACCCUAAUCGUCAGAAGUCAUGGGACAAGGCUGAGCAGACUGAAGAAUGAUUUUAUGAGAGGCUGAGAUCUGAUUGCCCACAAUGGAUGAUCUUCACCCGUUCUCCCGUCCUCUAGUAAUAAUAUUUCAUUACUUCUGCAGCAUAUUUAUCAAAAUAUAUGUCGUAAUGUGAGAUUUGACGGGCAACAUGUGUAAAUGAUCCCCUCCCCCAACUUAAUAUUGCAUAUAAACUAACACUGCAUAUCAAGUCGGUUUGCGGCCAGCGUGCCUAUUUAAAGCGAGGAGGUUCAUAAAAGUGAUCCUGUUAUUCUGUAAAUUUUUUUUCAGUGUUUGUUGAACGUUCAUUGCUACGUAUGUUUUGGCGCCUUUAAAUAUAUACUGAUAUGUCACCUCAAACACCGCAGGCAGGUACAAGUAUUUUAAUACAAAAAAUAAAAGUUUUUUUUACCGCAACAGUGUUUAGGGUAAAAGUCAACCGUGUCGUUUUAAGCGAGUCUAAAAGAAAGUACAACGGGUCCUUUUUGGUUCCUGAACCCCAAUAUGGAUAGAAAUCAAACAUUGAGGCGGAUUAAAAAGAACAUUUAGAACAAAUUUGAGACAUUAGCGUUCUUAUUAACAUCGUCAUUUUAGCUGCCAUCUUGGCCUGAACAGGUCAUAAUAAAUGAGUAUAUACCGCACUACUCGAUUACAACAAUCUGACAGGUUUGAUUGAUGAUAUGGCUUUAAAGUCUGGAUUUGCCAACAAUUUCCGCUCUGCACUCAAGAGGUAAAACACCAAGCCUGUAUCGAGUUAAUGUUUAUUUUCUGAGCAUGUCUUGUGGUUGGAUCUUUUGACAUUAAAGGAUUAUUUUUCGGAGGGGGGCGCAGAUUUAAAAUAUAAACUUAUGAACAAAAGUUUGAAAGCGUGCACUGUUCAAUGAUUCAGAAGACGGAAUUUGGCAAUGAUCUGUUGGCUCCUGAGCCCUCACACCGCCUGACAGCGACUCACGCGUGUUAUUUGCCACGGGCGGCGCUGUUACCGUAGACACCUAUUCGACCCUACGAAAGUGCUGGCGCUGUUGAUAACUUCAGUGCAACAGCAGUAACAUUGUAACAUGUAAAACAGUCAGGUUCAAAGAACCACUUCAAGUUAAGCGCUACUCCUUUGCCUCAAAAUCCAUUUUAAAGAGGAACUCUGCACGGAAACUUAAUGUUUAUUUCAUUACACCAGGAAUUUUUGACGCAUACAAAACACUAAAUUCUAAAAUAAGAAAAGAAAUGAAAUUAUAGGGCCGGUCUAGCGGCUAGAUAUUGACCAAAUAACUAUUGUUGAUGCUUCUGAGUUCAUAUUUCAGAAUCUGAUAUUCUUCCAAACUAAUAUCGCCGUGGCUGGUAAACUGAAAGGGAUACUAUAGAUGUAAAAAUUGCUGAAUGGUAACCCAUUUUGCUUUGUUAAAGGAUCUUAAUUAAAAGACUGCCUCUUGGGAAACCCGUUUAUUGGUAGAAUUUACAGCAGGGUUUAUUGAAGCUUAAAAGUUAAUAAAGGAACAUUGUACUUUCGCUUA
Messenger RNA from Pristis pectinata (smalltooth sawfish), 2081 nucleotides. RefSeq names its product fin bud initiation factor b (gene fibinb). The transcript has a single exon. The annotation marks the transcript as partial. Lineage: Eukaryota; Metazoa; Chordata; Chondrichthyes; Rhinopristiformes; Pristidae. The record is from RefSeq and is a predicted model, not a curated record.